CGGACUACCCUUGUUCCACACAGGAACGAUGGUGUAUAAAAGCUCGCUUCGGCAAAUUUCGGGAUCAUACCACAUCAGUCCUUCAAUUUAUCAGGUUCUAUCCCAACCAAAAACAAAGCCAACAAUCAUGAAGUGCAUCGCAGCUGUAGUCAUGAUGGCCCUGGCCUUCGCCGCCGCUGAAGCAUCCUGGGCUCCGUUGGCCUAUUCCGCUUACCACGCCAGUCCGCUAGCCUAUACCGUUCCACAUGCCACCUACGUUCAGCAGAACUGGGGAGCACCCGUAGCCUACUCCGCUGCCUAUGCUCCAGCCCUGAACUAUGCCUACCAGUCAUCCGUUGUCCCAACAGCCUAUGCUUACCAACCGGCCGUGGCCGUCGUCGCCCAGAAGGAAGCUCGCUAUCUGGCUGCCAACCGUGGAGCCGUGCAUGAUGCUCCUCUGCCAGGACAUACCGUCUCCCAGCAGUCGCUGAACCUGGAACCGGCUGCCGGAACUCUGUAAAAUCUGAGCUGCGACAGAUUUUUCUUAUGAAUGGACGUUGUUUUAUCUGAUGUUGUAUGUGCUUUGAAAUGAAUGAUGAGUUUAAUUGCAAA
This is a messenger RNA of Aedes albopictus (Asian tiger mosquito), 591 nucleotides long. RefSeq names its product adult cuticle protein 1-like. NCBI's taxonomy places the organism in Eukaryota, Metazoa, Arthropoda, Insecta, Diptera, Culicidae. The record is from RefSeq and is a predicted model, not a curated record. The transcript is spliced from 2 exons. The coding region runs from base 29 to 499 and encodes 156 amino acids.